This is a messenger RNA of Diaporthe citri, 1134 nucleotides long. RefSeq lists its product as uncharacterized. Lineage: Eukaryota; Fungi; Ascomycota; Sordariomycetes; Diaporthales; Diaporthaceae. Gene Ontology annotation, molecular function: oxidoreductase activity. The coding region runs from base 1 to 1134 and encodes 377 amino acids. The record is from RefSeq and is a predicted model, not a curated record. The transcript is spliced from 5 exons.
AUGUCUGCACUUCCAAUGGCACCCCCGCCGAAGGGCCCUCUGAACCGUUAUCGCCUGCUGUCACCAUCAGCAUCUCUGAGGGUCUCGCCUCUCUGUCUCGGCGCCAUGAAUUUUGGCAACGCCUGGGAGUCCUACAUGGGAGCCUGCGACCAAAAGACCACCGAGGGCAUCUUGGACUACUUCUACGAACAAGGCGGAAAUUUCAUCGAUACCGCCAACAACUACCAGUUCGGUGAAUCAGAGAUGUGGAUCGGAGAAUGGAUGAAGAAGCGUGGUAACAGAGAUGAGAUGGUCAUCGCGACCAAGUACACGACGAACUUCAUGGGCGGACCGCCUGGAGAAGGACGCAUUAUGGCAAAUUUCACCGGCAAUGGCACGAAGAGCUUGCACACCUCACUGAAGGCCAGCUUGAAGAAGCUGAACACUGAUUACAUCGACCUUCUUUACGUUCACUGGUGGGACUUCUCUGUGUCGAUCCCUGAGCUGAUGCAGAGCCUCAACAACUUGGUGGUCCAAGGCAAGGUCCUCUACCUGGGAGUUUCUGACACACCGGCCUGGGUAGUUUCCAAAGCCAACCAGUAUGCGCGGGACCAUGGUCUGAGGCAGUUCUGCGUGUACCAAGGCCGCUGGAAUGCAGAGAGCAGAGACUUCGAGCGGGAGAUCAUCCCAAUGUGCAGAGAGGAAGGGAUGGGCCUGGCUCCAUGGGGAGCUCUCGGCGGAGGAAGCUUCAAGACUGAGGAGCAGAGGAAGUCUCAGGAGGGCCGUAAGGUUCAGGCCACUGAGCAGCAGAUCAAGGUCUCGGGCGUUCUUGAAAAGAUCGCCAACCGCAAGAACACAGUCAUUACGAGUGUUGCUCUGGCAUAUGUCAUGCACAAGACCCCUUAUGUGUUCCCCAUUGUUGGCGGCCGCAAGGUUGACCACCUGAAGGGUAACGUUGAGGCCCUGAAGCUGCACCUCUCGCACGAGGACUUGAAGGAGAUCGAGGACGCUGUGCCAUUCGACCCCGGCUUCCCCAACAUCUUCCUCUAUCAGGGACAGUCUGUCGACCACCCAGGCGAGGUUUGGUUACUGGGCAUGGCCGGAAAGUUCGACUAUGUCCCUCUUCAGGAGGCCAUUACACCGGCUGAGAACUAG